CAGGUGCAGCGGCGUGGAGCGCGAUGCCGGGGCUGGCCCUGCAGGCCCUGCUGCUGGCGGUGCAGGCCGUGGUGCCGGCCCUGGUGCUGGCGCUGGUGCUGGGCCCCGCCCUGCCUCGCGCCGCCGUCAUCGACCAGGUCGUCUGCCCGGCCGAGUGCUUCUGCCUCUCCAAGAGCGAGGUGCUGUGCAACACGGGCGGGCUGAGCAAAAUCCCGCUGGAGGAGCUGCCCGCCUCGGUGCAGCACCUCAGCCUGCACCGCAACAGCUUCUCGCACAUCAAGACGGAGGCGUUCGCCGGGCUGCGGAUGCUGAGCAACCUCUCGCUCGACCACAACAACAUCACCACCAUCAAGCCGUUCGCCUUCCGCGGCCUGCCCCGCCUGCGCGAGCUGUCCAUCCAGCACACGCCGCUGGCCGUCAUCUCGAGCUUCUCGUUCGCCGGGCUGCAGGGUGUCGAGGUGAUCAAGCUGUGCCACAACCGCAUCCACCGCGUCGCGGCCGAGGCCUUCGCCGGCACCAGCAACAUCAAGUGGCUCGUGCUCGACAAGAACCCGCUCAAGGUGGUGCAGGCCAAGGCCUUCUCCGGGCUGACCGUCGUCAAGCACUUCAUCCUGCCCUCCGGGCUGGGCACCAUCGAGCCGGACGCGUUCAACGGCAUGGACCACGUCGGCUUGUUCCGCCUCGCCUACAUGGACCUCGUGUCGCUGGACGCGCACACGUUCCGCGGCCUGCGCCACGUGCACCUGCUGCUCGUGCAGGACUCGGACCUGGGCGUCGUGCGCGCGCGCGUCUUCGAGGGGCUCGCGCACGUCCUCGACAUCGCCAUCAAGAACAACAAGAUCGACGCGCUCGAGGAGUUCCACCUGCUGCACGCCAACCAGGUCAAAAAUCUGAGGUUCGAAGGAAACCACCUGCUGCAGAACCCGGCCCCGGGCAGCGUGGUCAUCCAGAUUGGCGGCAACCUGAGCGUGUCCAAGAACCACUUCCCGUGCGACUGCCGCCUGCACGGCGUGCUGGCCGGGCCCCUCGCCAGGCAGUCCUCGCUCGACUUCCGGGCGCACAACUUCUGCAUCAAGCCGCUGCACGCCAACGGCCAGACCAUGAGCGCCAUGGACGCCGUGGACGCCGCCGCCCUGGCGCGCUGCCCGGAGGCGGCCCUCGUCAGGAGCAGCACGGAGGCGACUCACGGGGGUGGGGGCGGCGCCGGGGGCGGGGCCAGGGGCGCUAAGGGCGCCGUCGGCGGCGGCGCGGGAGGGGUCACUGGAAAGGCACCGGCGGCCUCGUCCGGGCGGCCUGGUGCGCUCACCACCGCCUCCGUAUUCGGCGUCGUCCUGGCCUGCUGCGCCGUCCUGGUGAGGUGAUCGGUGGCGCCCCGCCAGUGGUCCUGGUCCGGGCAGCACUGCUGGCAGAGUCACAUGCGCGUGACUGGCGGCAAACAUUCGAACUGACGAUCGUAUUCCCCACUCUCGUGCGGAACGAUUACAGGAAGGACACUCCUGAGUCGCGUUCCAGUCCAGCAGGAGGGCGGAAGUGCGACGACUCUUUGUGGGCGAGUUACCGAUGCACGAGCAGUAGUAGUAUCUACUUCUUUUGUCCUUCUAGAGGAAUCACACCUCCCAGAGAAACUCGUGUCCCUUUUGUACACGAUCUAACCCAAGGAGAACGUUCAGGUCACCAAAACAUUGUCCGUCAACAUUUAGUCAUUUAUGUACUGACAUUUCGUGAAUGCGUCAAAGUCCACUACUUGCCCUACUUAUGCCUUUGUGUUCUCCUUGGAAAUGUCUCACGUUCCUCAACUACUUCUUCUGUACAAGUUUUGAUUAAGAAGAACUGUUUCACGACUUUUAAAAAGUCUUUUAUGAAGAUGAAUUUGGAAUGAAUCAUGGUACGACCCUGCACAGUAAAACAUUUUGUGUUUGUAGAUAAAUUGAAUAUUUUAGAUUUACAAUAUGAAUAUCACUCUCCCGUAAAGCCGUAGUUUACAUAUUGAUAUAACCUCGUGAUGUUCACCGUUCACAUCAUGCAAGUCCAUUGUGUAUACGUGCACAAAACAUAGUCAAAAGUGAUGUAAUUAAUCUAUAAAUCCACUCGCUAAAACAAAGUAUACUCAAUACUAAAGAAUAACGGGUGUGUGUGAUAUAUAUUUGACACGUUUUGUCCCCCUAGUUGUUUUAAAUAAAUAAAGGUUAUCGUUGAAAUGUU
Frankliniella occidentalis (western flower thrips) is the source of this 2202-nucleotide messenger RNA. Its product is annotated as chondroadherin. Bases 24 to 1361 code for a protein of 445 amino acids. The transcript is spliced from 4 exons. Lineage: Eukaryota; Metazoa; Arthropoda; Insecta; Thysanoptera; Thripidae. Gene Ontology annotation, molecular function: protein binding. The record is from RefSeq and is a predicted model, not a curated record.